Sinocyclocheilus anshuiensis is the source of this 417-nucleotide messenger RNA. RefSeq names its product double-stranded RNA-specific editase 1-like. Gene Ontology annotation, molecular function: double-stranded RNA binding; tRNA-specific adenosine deaminase activity; double-stranded RNA adenosine deaminase activity. Gene Ontology annotation, biological process: adenosine to inosine editing; RNA processing. NCBI's taxonomy places the organism in Eukaryota, Metazoa, Chordata, Actinopteri, Cypriniformes, Cyprinidae. The annotation marks the transcript as partial. The transcript has a single exon. The record is from RefSeq and is a predicted model, not a curated record. Gene Ontology annotation, cellular component: nucleolus; cytoplasm.
GUCUCUUCUAAGGAGGGAGCUGGCCUGGUGGAGCAGCUCCCUAAUGGUAGUGGAGGAGGGGGUCGCAAGCGGCCCCUGGAGGAGGGCAACAAUGGUCACGCACACUCCAAAUUCAGACCCAAGAAACGUAAGAAAACACUAGGGCCGGUUCUGCCCAAGAACGCCCUGAUGCAGCUGAAUGAGAUCAAACCGGGUUUGCAGUACAAGCUGCUCUCGCAGACCGGCCCGGUCCAUGCGCCGGUCUUCGUCAUGACCGUUGAGGUUAACGGUCAGUUGUUCGAGGGCUCGGGGCCUACGAAGAAAAAGGCCAAGUUAAACGCCGCGGAGAAGGCCCUGCGUUCCUUUGUGCAGUUCCCAAACGCAUCCGAGGCACACAUGGCCAUGGGCCGUACGCUCACCGUCAACACGGAUUUCACC